Solanum lycopersicum (tomato) is the source of this 552-nucleotide messenger RNA. NCBI's taxonomy places the organism in Eukaryota, Viridiplantae, Streptophyta, Magnoliopsida, Solanales, Solanaceae. The record is from RefSeq and is a predicted model, not a curated record.
AUGGCUCAUUCAGAAAAUGAAGAUGAUGAGGAUAAGUUGCAUCUGAUAAAUGACAAAGCUGAAAAGCAAAAAGGAAAGUCUAAUGGUUUACAAGUUGAGCUUGAAGAAAAAUUGAAAACCUCUGAGACUAAUCUUGGUUUGGCUUUGGAAAGGAGCAACAGCUCAGAAAAAGAUAUUGUCAAACUUAAAGAUGAACUUGAAAAAUCUCUUCAGUGGACAAAAUCUUCUAAGCUGCUUUUAAACGUCACAAAUCAAAGUAAUUUCAACAAGAAGGGUCUAGGAAGUUCGAAUAUUACUCCUCCUUUCAAUCCUCACAACAAAUAUGUGAGUGAGAGAAGCAGCAGUCAAUGUUGGUACAUGGAUAGUAGAUGCUCUAAACAUAUGAUUGUUGAUAUCAAAAAUUUCCUCUCAGUCAAGGCACUUCAGGGAGGAGGUGUCUCUUUUGGUGAUGGAAAGAAGGGGUAUGUUUUAGGUGUUAGUAAAGUGGGAAAAUCGCUUGGGGAAUCAAUUGACAACGUGUAUCAUGUCAAUGGGUUGAAGUAUAGUCAUUAG